Fusarium sp. VM40 is the source of this 621-nucleotide messenger RNA. The record is from the annotation of a GenBank genome assembly. NCBI's taxonomy places the organism in Eukaryota, Fungi, Ascomycota, Sordariomycetes, Hypocreales, Nectriaceae.
AUGGCCCACAAGCGCAAGCGAUCCGUCUCUGAGCUCUGCCCUUCUCCCUCCUCGGUCUCAUCCUUGGACUCUCCUCCACGACCUGGCAACGCUCUCAUUAACCCUUUUGCCAUCAUGGCUGCGGCACCUAUUCACCUCCAUAGUCGAACUAUGAAACGAUUUCGCGAUAGUCGACCUUCAGCAGAGACAAUUCAUCAACGUACACUCGACAUGUUAUACUCAGCACAGAACCAACACCAAGACGCAGAAGUCCCUUUCGAACAUACACAACCACCAUCUGAGACUACUCAGCCCGAAUCAAACCAACAAUCUCUCCAUCGGUUUUGGAACAUCUCUUCAGCCCCUUCGACAACGAACUCCAACCUCAACCAAACUCAACUCGCUCCUUCGAACUGUGAUGACUGCGGUGCUGGUCUAAGUGGUGGUGACGACGGGAUGGAGAUCGAUGGGCUUGAUAACGAAGAUCACUCAUGCGGUGCCUGUGACAAGCAUGUCUGCUUCAGCUGCUCUGUGAGCAACUUGGGCGAGCAGCGACGUUGUUUGCAAUGUGCAGGUCGAAAUGGUCAAUCUAGUCAACCCAGUCGCGCUGCUGGGAGCCGGCCCGCUGCUUCGUUCUUUUAA